GUGGAAGAAAACAGCAGAGCAGGAAUCAAAACAAGAGACGGGCACGCCUUCGCUCUCAAAGGUUAUAGCAGCUUAUUUCUUUUACCUGCUGCACGAAAACGCAGCCCGCCGUCCAGGCAGGGACCGAAGGCAGCCACACACUGAGAGAAAAGCCCCCCCUCCCUACCCCGGCAAAUGAAAACAAAAGCCCCCCUCCAAGAGUCCAGCUGCAGAAAUGGAGUCCACAGAAAUGUCAGACAGCGCUGACAGGAGCCGUUGAUAGAGGUCGAAAAUAACACUGACAUCCGAAUCCAGUAAAAUGCCCAACCAGAAGAGCAACAAGGGAAAGAAAAGCAAACGCACUAACAGUAGCGGAGAUGAGCAGGAAAAUGGAGCCUGUGCGGCCGCAACAGGAGGCGCGGCCGCGGCGGCUGCACCGAGAAGCGAGCGCUCGAGUGAGGUCCAGUGUGCCACCCCUCUCGGCUGCAGCCUGGGCUGUGCCAUCGACCUGGAGAAGGACGACUACCAGCGGGUGCUCUGCAACAACGAGCUCUGCCCUUACGGCAACUGGAUGCAUCUGCAGUGCUUCUACGAGUGGGAGAGCUCCAUCCUCGUCCAGUUCAACUGCAUCGGCCGCGCCCGGUCCUGGAACGAGAAGCAGUGCCGGCAGAACAUGUGGACCAAGAAGGGCUACGACCUGGCCUUCAGGUUCUGCUCCUGCCGCUGUGGCCAGGGUCACCUGAAGAAGGACACCGACUGGUACCAGGUGAAGCGCAUGCAGGACGAUCGCAAGAAGAAGCCAUCAGAGAGGAGCGCGGGCCGGCCAGGGCCUGGAGCGGGGGCGGCGGGGGCCGCGGAGGGGUUCUUUGAGGAGCCCAAGAAAAGCAAACUACCAGGAGGAGCAGCAGCAGCAGCAGCAGCAGCAGCAGGAGGCAAACCAGCUCACAGGGCUUCGAGUCAGGAGUUACCUCGCAGACAAUCAAUGGAUCGACAGAACUCUACAGAAAGAGGGGCAACAGGAGGACACGCCUCAGGGGGGCCCUUCGCUCUGGGCCCCCCUCAGAAGUCUCCAUGUGAUUCCCCGGGACAGUCUCCUCCGACCGGGUUCACCUUCUCCCCCACAUCCGCCCUCAGCGCAGCGGCGGGCGGAGGAGGAGGGGCGGCCCUGCGGGGCUCCCGUCAGCUGGGAGAGUUCCUCAAAUCGGCCGUCCACAUGGACCCGCAGAGGAAACAUCUGCUGGUCGGGGGGGCUCUCGCCAGGGGCGGGGGCUGCUCCCUGGGAGCCUCCGGCGGCACGGCGGGCGGUCCCCACCUCGACCCCGGGUCCAUCCUCCCGCUGCAGCUGUCCUUCGCCCUCCCGCUUCACCACCGCCUCGCCUCCAGCGGCGUGGGCGACGGCGCCCACCCCCACCCCGUGCAGUUCCUGAGGAGGCUGGACCUCUCAGAGCUCCUCACUCACAUCCCUCGACACAAACUCAACACCUACCACGUCCGCAUGGAGGACGACGCCCAGGCAGGCCAAGGGGAGGAGCUGCGCAGGUUCAUCCUGUCCACUCUCAGUGCGAGUCAGAGGAACGUGGUGAACUGCGCGCUGUGCCACCGGGCGCUGCCUGUGUUCGAACAGUUUCCACUGGUGGACGGGACGCUGUUCCUCAGCCCCUCGCGCCACGAUGAGAUCGAAUACGACGUCCCCUGUCACCUCCAAGGUCGGUUAAUGCACCUCUAUGCCAUCUGUGUGGAUUGUCUAGAGGGCGUCCACAAGAUCGUCUGCAUCAAGUGCAAGUCGCGCUGGGACGGGAGCUGGCACCAGCUGGGCACCAUGUACACUUACGACAUACUGGCUGCUUCACCGUGCUGCCAGGCUCGUCUCAACUGUAAACACUGUGGGAAGCCGGUGGUGGACGUUCGAGUCGGGAUGCAGUAUUUCUCCGAGUACAGCAACGUCCAGCAGUGUCCCCACUGCGGAAACCUGGAUUAUCACUUUGUUAAACCGUUCUCCUCCUACAAAGUACUCGAGGCUUAUUGACAAAUGUUGCUCAUGCAUGCUAGUUAAGCUGCUUUUGUUCUAAUUUGCUUUUUAUAACACAAUCUAGGAAAGAUUUUAUUUUUUGGGCCUUAAGGUGGUUUUAUGUUUUCAAGUUCUCUCUUUUUGAUUUUUUUUUUUUUUUUUUAAUUGUAUAGGACACACAUGACUCGAUUCAAAGAUUAAUAAGUUUCACGACAGGAUCUCUGCUGUUAGAGAACGGUGUCGAUAAAGUGUGGAACUGAUAUCUCAGUCAAACACAUUUAUCUGUGACAAGUGAAUGUAUCUGUAUGCCAAAUUCGCUUUUAUUUUUUACCAAAAAUGAUCCUAAAUAAAGCAGAGAAAGACACAGAC
Molecule: messenger RNA, 2356 nt
Organism: Salarias fasciatus (jewelled blenny)
Lineage: Eukaryota; Metazoa; Chordata; Actinopteri; Blenniiformes; Blenniidae
Gene: heca
Product: hdc homolog, cell cycle regulator
Exons: 5
Coding region: 299-2005 (568 amino acids)
Source: RefSeq, a predicted model, not a curated record